AUGCCUUUGGGUUUCCCUCUUUCAUGUCCUACUUGGCGUUUGUUUCCCCAGUUCUGUCCUUCUGGCGUUUGUGCCAGUUAUAUGCACUGGAAUUUGGGUGAGGGAGGGACACAAAAACAGAACGUGCUUGCGAAAAACUGUAUUCGCGAGAGGAGUGGAGAGAGUGAACAGAGGAGAGAGACAAAGGACAAAGAUAGAUAUUGA
Molecule: messenger RNA, 204 nt
Organism: Funneliformis caledonium
Lineage: Eukaryota; Fungi; Glomeromycota; Glomeromycetes; Glomerales; Glomeraceae
Source: the annotation of a GenBank genome assembly